Messenger RNA from Gavia stellata (red-throated loon), 927 nucleotides. RefSeq names its product enoyl-CoA hydratase 1 (gene ECH1). The record is from RefSeq and is a predicted model, not a curated record. Gene Ontology annotation, cellular component: mitochondrion. NCBI's taxonomy places the organism in Eukaryota, Metazoa, Chordata, Aves, Gaviiformes, Gaviidae. The coding region runs from base 17 to 883 and encodes 288 amino acids. Gene Ontology annotation, molecular function: delta(3,5)-delta(2,4)-dienoyl-CoA isomerase activity. The transcript has 9 exons.
GGUGCCGGCCCGGCUGAUGUCGGCAGAGGCGGCGGAGCGGCGCUCGCCCGGCCGCAGCUUCGAGACGCUGCGGGUGACGCCGGAGCGGGACCACGUCCUGCAUGUGGAGCUCCACCGCCCCGAGAAGAGGAAUGCCAUGAACGUGGCGUUCUGGAGGGAGAUGGUGGAGUGCUUCCAGGACAUCGCCCAGGACUCGUCCUGUCGCGCCGUCGUCAUCUCGGGCGCCGGGAAGAUCUUCACGGCUGGGAUCGACCUGGUGGAGAUGGGCAGCGAGUUCCUGGCGGUGGAGGGCGAGGACGUGGCCAGGAAGGCCUGGAACCUGCGACGGAAGCUCCGCGAGUACCAGGAGACCUUCUCGGUGCUGGAGAAGUGCCCGAAGCCGGUGAUCGCGGCGGUGCACAGCGCCUGCAUCGGCGCAGGCGUCGACCUCAUCUCCGCCUGCGACAUCCGCUACUGCACCCAGGACGCCUGGUUCCAGGUGAAGGAGGUGGACAUCGGGCUGGCGGCUGACGUGGGCACCCUGCAGCGUCUCCCAAAGAUUGUGGGCAGCCAGAGCCUCGUCAACGAACUGGCCUUCACCGCCCGCAAGAUGAUGGCCCCCGAAGCGCAGAGCUGCGGCUUGGUGAGCCGGGUGUUCCCCGACAAGGCGACGCUGCUGCAGGGAGCCCUGGACGUGGCCACCGCCAUCGCGGCCCGGAGCCCCGUGGCCGUGCAGGGCACCAAGGUGAACCUGCUCUACUCGCGGGACCACCCCGUCCCCGAGAGCCUCCGCUACAUGGCCACCUGGAACAUGAGCAUGCUGCAGACCGAGGACAUCCUCAAGUCGGUGCAGGCGGCCAUGGAGAAGAAGGGCCCCGAGGACGUCCCCUUCUCCAAGCUGUAGGGCCACCAUGGUCCCCCCCCAAUAAAGCCGGCUGUCCCCACGUC